CCUCGACUCGACUGGCAGCGAGAAAGAAAAAAACUUCCAUAUAAAGAACUGUCGUGGCCUCGCGCUUGUUCUUUUUCUAUUUCAGUACAGAAGCAACUAGAAGAACAAAGAUGAUUGUCCGACGGGCGUGUUUAAAGACCAGCCAUGUGCUCCGGGCGGUGAGCAGCAGCUUCCGCCGACACAACUCGACGCGGUCGACGGUCGUUCAAUUGCUGAGCAACAUCGGUUCGAAGCGGGAGGUCGAGCAGUAUCUCCGCUACUUCACCUCCGUCGACUCGCAGCAGUUUGCGGUCAUCAAGGUCGGCGGCGCGAUCAUCACGCAGAACCUCGAGGAGCUGGCGUCGUCGCUCGCGUUUCUUAAUCAUGUGGGAUUGUUCCCGAUCGUGCUUCAUGGAACCGGGCCGCAGAUCAACGAGAUCCUCGAGGCAGAGGGCGUCGAGCCUGAUUACAUUGACGGAAUCCGCAUCACCGAUCCAAAGACGAUGAGCGUCGUGCGCCGCUGCUUUUUGGAGCAAAACCUCAAGCUCGUCGAUGCGCUCGAGAAACAAGGCGUGCGCGCAAGACCCAUCACCGGCGGUGUCUUCACGGCGGAGUAUCUCGACAAGGACAAGUACCAGCUGGUUGGCAAGAUCAACAAGGUCGACAAGGCGCCUAUCGAGGCCAGCAUCCGCGCCGGUGCGCUCCCGAUCCUCACCAGUUUGGCCGAAACCGAGGACGGCCAGAUCUUGAACGUCAACGCUGACGUCGCCGCCGGCGAGCUCGCUAGAGUUAUCCAGCCUCUGAAGAUUGUCUAUCUUAACGAGAAGGGCGGUUUGAUGCACGGCGAGACUGGCGAGAAGAUCUCUGUUAUCAACUUGGACGAGGAAUACGAAGGACUGAUGAAGCAGCCCUGGGUCAAGUACGGCACCAAGCUCAAAAUCAAAGAGAUCCACGACCUCCUCAUGCAGCUCCCGCGCUCGUCCUCGGUCGCAAUCAUCUCCACCGGCGACCUGCAGAAAGAGCUCUUCACCGACUCCGGCGCCGGCACCAUGAUCCGCAGAGGAUACAAGCUGCUGACGCGCAACUCUGUCGCCGAGUUCCCCGGCGACUCGCUCGCGUCCACGCUCGCGAAGCAUCCGGUGUUUAAGAACGACGGCGAGGCAGUUAAAGCCUACGUGCGCAAGCUCGAGACCAUCAAGUUCACCGCGUACGCCGACGAGCCGUUCGAGGUCCUCGCGAUCGUCGAGGCGUGCGAGGACGGAAUCCCUCUUCUUGACAAAUUCGUCGCGUCCAGAGAUGGCUGGCAAAACAACGUGACCGAGAACGUGUGGUCGGUCGUGCAGGCCGCGAACCCGUCGCUCAAGUGGACGGCGUUCGAAGACGACGAGCGGUCGUCGUGGUUCUUUGACCGCGCCGAUGGCUCGUUUGUGCAUGACGGCCAGAUCCUGUUUUGGUAUGGCGUCGACUCGCCCGACAAGAUCGCCGAGAUGAUUCGUGAGUUUUCGGCUUCGACAGGUGCCGAGCAGCCCACGAAAUCGUCGUCGUCGCGCAGAUUCCCGGUGCAGCAGAAACGGCUGUACUCAACCGCUCGUCCUAGUCUGCUCUCGUCCGUGCGAUCGCCGCUCGGUGCACAGAGAGGCUACGCGACGACCAGCAAGACCUCAAAAGUCGCGCUGAUUGGCGCGCGCGGAUACACCGGCAAAGCGCUGAUCGACCUGAUCAACGGACACCCGAACCUCGAGCUCGCGUACGUGUCCUCGCGCGAGCUGAACGGCAAGGAUGUGGCCGACUACACCAAGUCGAGCCUGAAGUACUCCAACCUGCAGGCCGAGGACGUCAAGCGGAUCGAGGAAGAAGGCGAGGUUGACGCGUGGGUGAUGGCGCUGCCGAACGGAGUCUGCAAGCCCUUUGUGGCCGCGAUCGAGGCCGUCGAGAGCGGCAAGGGCGUGAUUGUCGAUUUGAGCGCGGACUAUAGGUUUGACAACACGUGGGCGUACGGACUGCCCGAGCUCGGCGACCGCGAGCAGAUUGCGCGGUCGAAGCGGGUCGCGAACCCGGGCUGCUACGCGACGGGGUCGCAGAUCGGACUUGCGCCGCUGGUCCCGUUCGUCGACGGCCAGCCUACGAUCUUUGGCGUGUCGGGAUACUCUGGCGCAGGCACGAAGCCGUCGCCGAAGAACGACAUCAACGUGCUGAGCGACAACCUGAUCCCCUACGCACUCACCGACCACAUCCACGAGCGCGAGAUCUCAACCCACCUCGGCACCCCCGUGUCCUUCAUCCCCCACGUCGCGCAAUGGUUCCAAGGCAUCACGCUGACGAUCUCGGUCCCUCUCUCCCAGCGCCUGACCGCGCGCGACAUCAAGACUCUGUACGAGGAAAAAUACGCGGGCGAGCGGCUGAUUUCCGUGUCGAGCGAGAUCCCGCUGGUCAAAGAGAUCUCGGGCAAGCACGGCGUCGCGGUGGGCGGGUUUGGCGUGCACUCUGCGCAGCCGCGCGCGGUGGUGGUCGCGACGAUUGAUAACUUGCUAAAAGGCGCGGCGACGCAGUGUUUGCAGAAUAUUAACCUGACGCUGGGGUAUGAUGAGUUUACGGGGAUUCCCUUGUAGUCUUCUACAGUAAACUAAAAAGAGAAAGGAAGAGAGAGAGAGAGAAGGGCGUUUAUGGGUCAGGGUAUGAAUAUACAAUAGAAACCGAGAGAGAAGAGGAAGAGUAGUUGUUUGACAUAGUUUGUAAUCUUCAAAAGCGUUGCGUUUGUUAGUUUUGUUUUGCAUAGUUGUUGAUAUACAUAUAUACCACAUACAUACACGACUAUAGA
Molecule: messenger RNA, 2797 nt
Organism: Myxozyma melibiosi
Lineage: Eukaryota; Fungi; Ascomycota; Lipomycetes; Lipomycetales; Lipomycetaceae
Exons: 2
Coding region: 111-2588 (825 amino acids)
Biological process (GO): L-arginine biosynthetic process
Cellular component (GO): mitochondrial matrix; mitochondrion; cytoplasm
Molecular function (GO): NAD binding; N-acetyl-gamma-glutamyl-phosphate reductase (NADP+) activity; NADP+ binding
Source: RefSeq, a predicted model, not a curated record